Messenger RNA from Knipowitschia caucasica, 819 nucleotides. Lineage: Eukaryota; Metazoa; Chordata; Actinopteri; Gobiiformes; Gobiidae. The record is from the annotation of a GenBank genome assembly.
AUGCAAGGAUGGUCUCACGGUUCGUCCUUUGAUCAUCGCACGGAACUUCGUCACGCCAAAAGGAUCGUGGUGAAGUUGGGCAGCGCCGUGGUCACCAGAGGAGACGAGUGCGGCCUGGCUCUGGGCAGACUGGCCUCCAUCGUCGAACAGGUGGCCAUGCUGCAGAACCAGGGCAGGGAGAUGAUGAUAGUGACCAGUGGAGCCGUGGCCUUUGGAAAACAAAGAUUAAGACACGAGAUCCUGCUGUCCCAGAGUGUGCGGCAGGCCCUGCACACCGGACACACCCAGCUCAAAGACAUGUCCGUGCCCGUCCUGGAGGCCCGAGCCUGUGCUGCUGCCGGACAGAGCGGCCUCAUGGCUCUGUAUGAAGCUAUGUUCACACAGUACAGCACCUGCACAGCACAGGUCCUUGUCACUAACCUGGACUUCCACGAUGAGCAGAAGAGACAGAAUCUGAGCAGCACUCUGCAGGAGCUGCUGAGGAUGAACAUCGUGCCCAUCAUCAACACUAACGACGCCGUGGUGCCCCCCCCGGAGCCCAACAGCGACUUACAGGGACAGCAGAGGGAGGGGGGGGGGGGUAAAUGUGGGUACAGACAGCAGAGGGAGGGGGGAGUAAAAUGUGGGUACAGACAGCAGAGGGAGGGGGGUAAAUGGGGUAAAUGUGGGUACAGACAGCAGAGGGAGGGGGGGGGGGGUAAAUGUGGGUACAGACAGCAGAGGGAGGGGGGGGUGGUAAAUGUGGGUACAGACAGCAGAGGGAGGGGGGGGGGUAAAUGUGGGUACAGACAGCAGAGGGAGGGGGGGGGGGGGGCGUAA